GCAGGGUAAAACACCAUAAGAAAUAGCAAACCCAACCAACUGGUAAAGCAUCAAACUCUCAACCCCUUCUGGCAAACCAAACCAAAUGUAUAACCAAACACAGCCGUAUCCCACCGCCACCUCUGCUAACACCGCCACCGCCAGGCUGCUCUCCACGCCGUUCAUCUUCGCAGCUACUCUUUUUGUCUCCCUCCUGCUCAUCGUCUCCCUGCUCACUCUCCCCUCUAGGCCGCCGCUCAACCCCUCUCACCCACAGCUCUUCCCUAACCACCAUCCAACCCGCCACCGCGUUCUCAUUCCCGGAGACCAAUCUUCCCCUGCUCCUAGCCCCCCGUCCAUCGCCUACUACAUUUCCGGAUCCGCCGGCGACUCUGGUCGCGUCCUCCGCCUUCUCUAUGCCGUCUACCACCCCCGCAAUCACUAUCUCCUGCACCUCGACCGCUCCGCUCCCCAGGCCGACCGUGACAACUUGGCCGUUUCUAUCAACGCGGUGCCACUCUUCAGGACUGUCCGUAACGUUCAUGUCAUGGGCAACGCCGAUAUCGUGUACUCUAAAGGCUCCUCCUCCAUAUCUUCAAUGCUCCAUGGCGCAUCGAUUCUUCUCCGCCUUUUGAAAAGUUGGGAUUGGUUCAUCAAUCUAUCUAGUGCUGAUUACCCACUCGUUACUCAGGAUGAUCUUCUUCACAUUUUGUCAUACCUCCCCAAAGAUCUCAAUUUCAUCAAUCACACAAGCUAUAUUGGAUGGAGAGAAUCACAGAAGUUGAAACCAAUAAUAGUUGAUCCCGGUCUUUACCUUGUGGAGGAAAGUGAGAUAUUUUAUGCCACUCAGCAGAGGCCACUGCCAGAUGCUUUUCGGGUUUAUAUUGUUUCAAAUAUGAGAGUACUUCUGGAAACAACUGUUGAGUUGCUCUGUGGCUACAGGAUCUCCGUCAUCCAUCUUGAGCAGAAAGUUCAUUGAUUACUGCAUCUUAGGCACAGCAAACUUUCCAAGAACACUGUUAAUGUACUUGUCGAAUACACCAUCUUCACAUUCCAUCUACUUCCCCACCAUAUUGUGCAACUCAAGGCUAUUCAAUAGAACCAUCAUCAAUCACAACCUGCAGUAUGUUUCACUAAAUUCCAGAAAGGAGACCCGUCUGCUCAACUCCAGUGACUUCAUAAGCAUGAUAAGGAGUGGUGCAGCAUUUUCCUCACCAUUUCAGGCAAAUGAUCCAAUUCUUGACCAGAUUGAUGCUCAAGUUCUCCACCGUAGUUCUGCGAAACCAGUUCCAGGCGGGUGGUGUUUGGGAAACAGUGAAGCCGACAAGUGUGCUGUCUGGGGAGAUGCUGAUAUUCUAAGACCAGGUGUUGGAGCAAAACGGCUUCAAGAGCAUUUCAUCAGUCUUCUUGCCGAUGGAAAGUUUCAGUCUCAACAAUGCGUAGCAGAGUAACUAACACUUAAAAAUGAAAAGCUAGAGAGAUGGUGAGGAUGUAGAAAAGUUGGAGGAAGAUCUGAAAUGAACUGUCCACCAAUAAGACUUAUCCCCCCCCCCCCCCCCCCCUCCCGUUUUUCUACUGAUUGCAUUUUUUAUGAACUUAAAUAUGAGCAAAUGACAUACUGGUGUUGUAUACACAUUACAGUAUUACACAGUCUGGUCCAAAUGGCGGCUAUUUCUUUUCUGAUACUUGGCUACCCGGCAUUGCGUUUUUCUGGUCCUUUGGUGUGUUACACAUACACAAAAGACACCUUUUACCUCAACCUAUACAAGCUUUGUGGAUUACAUGCUCUUAUGUACAGUAUAUAAAAAAGAGGGUGAAUGUGACGUAUCUAAUAGAUUGAAUAGAAUUACUUCCC
Messenger RNA from Cuscuta europaea, 1834 nucleotides. Lineage: Eukaryota; Viridiplantae; Streptophyta; Magnoliopsida; Solanales; Convolvulaceae. The record is from the annotation of a GenBank genome assembly.